ACUUCCUUUGUCUCUCCCAUCCAUGGAGUCAACAAGAAGAGCUUCUCGAUAGAGGAAUCACUGAUGGGUAGCCUCGGAUGCGACGCCCAUGGCGUCUUGAACGACGCAGAGUUCAGCAAACCUAUGCCUUCGAUCGGUUUAUACGUAGCCAUCGCUUCACUAAUCUGCGCGCUAGCCAUGGCCGCCGACCUCCUCCACGGCUUCCGCCACCGAAAAUUCUGGUUCCCCUGUAAGUACUUCUCCCUCAACGCGACUUCUCUCACUUUCAUCGGCGUCGGGAUCAAACUCUCAGUAGAUCUCAACACCUCCAUGCCUAGUCGCCACGACCAGCUAUCCAAGCUCAGCAGCAGCGUCUUCGUCUGCACAGUGAUGGGCAACUCGAUGCCUUCACUAGGUAUAAUGGACAACAAAGAUCUUUUAAUGAAUCUCGUGGCCUUAGCGAUCCUCGUGGUCACAGACGUCGUCAACAUCUGUAUUCAGCUAGGUACGGGAGCCAUCUACGUCUUCAAAGAAGAACACUUCAUGGUCGUCCUCCUCAUGAUGCUUAUGCUGCUGAUCAUGAGUUUCUCCGCGACCACGGUCCCCACCACGAAGAGGAUCUUGGAGACCAAGUACAAGAAGAAGUACGAGGUGGCUUUGAAGUGUCCUUUGGCUACAGAGAGAACAACUGUAUCCAAAAAGAUUCAGCAAGAUUUGUCAAAGUUCUGGAUGAUGGCUCACACUAGUAGUCCUCAGUUCGUGAUGGCACGUUCCGUCACGUGCACUGCUUCUGGGUUUUUCUGUCUUCUUAGCGCCGUUACGCUUGGUGAAGCUGUUGUCCGGUCUUACUUGCUGAGACCGGGGACGACGAUGCUUGAGUUUUGCCGAGGAGAUUCUGAUUAUAAAUGGUCGACCUCUCUGGUUCUCGUUUGUCAGGGGAGUGCUGUGGCUGUAGGGACUGUCGCUCCUGCGAUUCGUUGGUUUACAGCUGUUAAGUUCAGGUGUCCGAUUCGAGGGAGUAGGAGUUAUAAGGAAGAGUUUCGAGUUGAGAGUUACUGGACGCAGUGGUUCUCUGAGAAGAAACAACGUCCCUUACCCUUAAGCCGUCUUUCGAUUCUCAAAGAUCGCAGCUGCAGGAAGACAGCGCACGACGCGAAACGCUGGCUGUUGGAUGUGUGUAUAGGUGUGCAGUAUGUUAUAGUGUUUGCCAGCAAGAUCAUCCGUUACGUCUCUGUCUACUGCGUGAGCAGAAUCUUGAUUUGUCUUCAUUUGGCGUUUAGAGCGACGGGUAGAAGUACAGUCUCUCACGUCGACUCGGAGAUGUCUGGUGGUGGUUCGAGACAGGAGCUGGCGAGCUUUGUACUGCAUCUCGAAGGAGAGGACGAGCUUGUGGAUUUAAUGGUGAGGAGCAACAGGGAGGCUACUGAUCAUUGGGUAAAGAAGGGUAGAAAGAACCAGCCGGUGAAUCUGAUAGAGCUUCUGGAAGCAAAUACGAAGAUUUCGAAAGGGUUCGAAGGGAUCAGAGAGUUUGACAGCAGCGAGGUGGCUUCUCUUGCCCCAUCGGGAGAGCCGCCUAACUGCUGGGCUCUCCCGUUGGUGACAAUGACAACCAUAGCUCUAUCUCUCCCCAACGUCAAGCCUUGUUCCGUUAAGAGGUUGCUUAACGCUGUCAACGAGGCGUUAGACUCUGUCAACAAGUUUGAAUGCGUCUUAGAUACAGGAGGAGAGUUGGCUAACCUCAGGAAAGCUGCUGAGGUGGUUUGGCUAGGAGUUGAUCUCUACCAUAAGUGGUUCGAUGUGGAUCUUCGGAAACUAUCUAAGCAGGAGAAGACUCCAGAAGAGACGCUUAGGGAGCUAGCGGAAGUGGCGAACAGAGAGUUUUCGGAGUCGUGGCAGAUGAACCUGAUGGUGUGUAUGAAGCACAAGCCUUCUCACUGGCCUAUCAAGACUCUAGCUGCCAACUCCAUGUACAGAAUCUGUCAAACCAUUCUUCUCAAUUACGAAACGAGGGACUACGGAACAGGGGAAGCUCUGUUGAGGAAGCUGGAAACCACGAUCUCGGACAUAGUUUCAGGCUGUUUCUGCAACGUGGUGCAAGUUGUAUCGGUUAAGUGUUUGGUUACGGCUGUUGAAGUGAGGGAAGAAUCGGUGAGAGGAGCGGCUCUGCAUCUCGGAAGAACGGAGAAGAUUCUAGAGAUUGUAGAGAGAAGACGAUUACCUGAACUGAGAUGUGAUCAGCUGAAGAAUAUUGAUGAAUGGAGAGCGUUCUACAAGAUGAACUCUUCUGACUGUAGUAGCAGAAAGACAGUUUCUUCUGAAUCAAAUGAAGUGUGCAUCACUGUUGACUAAUUUGUAAAAAACUGUUUGUAGAUAAGAGACCGUUUUAUGAUUGUUAUUGGUGAUGAUGCACUUCACAUGUAAUAAUUAUAUGUAUUACUUGCGUGAAAUGUAUCAGUAUCUCACUAUAUGCUAUUGAAGAAUGUCUCUGUUUCUUUGUCAAUGGUGAAUGUUAAUAUCGAUUAUUGAUUAAC
This is a messenger RNA of Brassica oleracea var. oleracea, 2510 nucleotides long. RefSeq lists its product as uncharacterized. Bases 64 to 2328 code for a protein of 754 amino acids. Lineage: Eukaryota; Viridiplantae; Streptophyta; Magnoliopsida; Brassicales; Brassicaceae. The transcript has a single exon. The record is from RefSeq and is a predicted model, not a curated record.